CUUGUUCCGAGGUCUUCCUCUCCAACCAUUACCACUAGUGAAGUCACUGGUCACUACAUCUGGACCCACUUGCUGACAUGGCAAGCCAGGGGUGGUGCAAGGAAAAGAUUUUGGAAUUGAAUUUACAUGCUCGUCAACCUUUGGUCCUUUAUUUACUUUAUUUGCGAGUAAAUUAAGUUCAGAAGCUGCAGAAUUCAGACAGUCGGUGUUUAGUGUUGGAUCAAGAUCAAGAUUCAAGAAUCCAGAAAUCAAAGUGAGGUUUGAUCUCAAAAAGACCAUAUAUUUAUGUGAUAUGUCUUGUUUUCUAGAAUUCUUGAAAUGUAUCCUUUGUUGCGAAGAAGACAGUUAUGAUGACACUUACUCUAGAACUAGAUCUAGGCCUUUUUGGCUGGAAUCUGGUUCUGAAAGGAAUGGCUAUUCGGUAUGUAAUUCAUCUCCAACUCCAACGACCACAACCCCAUUGUACCGUGACCACUACCAAAUUUUAGCAAAGUCGUCAUUGCCAAGUGCUUCUUCACCUUAUUAUCAAACCAAAGUUGCAAUAGAUUCAUGGAUAAGCAGCUCAGUGACACCUCAAUCUUCAUCUUCAUCUAAGCCGAGCCCAUCUUCCUCUGUGCCACCUCAAUUUUCCACUAAUGAAGUUUCCCACAGUUCUAAAAGUUCAAGUCCAUUGCCACCUGCAUUUUCUUCUAGAUCAAUUCAAUCUCCAUCUAAACAAUCUGCAUAUUCCUACCUAUCCCAAUCUUCACCUAAACCGCCUCCCUCGUCUUCUAGUUCAUCCCCAUCAUCCCUUAAACCUCCAGUUCCUUCUUCUAAAGCGCCAUCAGCUUCUUCUCCAACUUCCUAUAAACCAUCUCAAUCUUCACCAUCUACUUCUAAGCAACCUCCAGAUUUUAAGCCAAUUCUGCAUAUAGCUCCCAAUAAUGUAACAGAUGAAGAAAGGAAGACAAGUUAUAUUUGUGAAAAGGGUACAGCCAUAUAUGCUGUUCCUGAGGAUAUCAAAAGUCUGAUCAAGAGAGACAUUGUGCCCGAAGUUCUGAAGCAGCCUUUGUCUCCUUCAACUUAUAAGGCUUAUUUUGCUGCCCUAUUAUAUGCCGAGGAUUACUACUUGGACAAAUGGAGUGACUUCCAAUUGAAGAAAGUGACAUUGGAGUUGGAGAAAGCAGCAGUUUUUAAAAAAUCAAACAAGAAUAAAUAUUCCAAAGGAAGUAAUGAGAAGGAUGAUAAAAUCUUUGUAGCAUUUGACAUUGAUUGUAUUCGUGAGAAGCGGCCAUAUCUUUUAUCAAGGGAUAUGGUCAAUGCACGACCUUCAGAUAAAAAGGUUGAGCCAUUUCAGGGUUUUUUCUAUCGUGUGGUGAGAAGCAAUCGUGUAUUAGUUGAAUUUGGAGAUGAUUUUCAUUCACAGCAUCAUCCUAAUCGCAAAUAUGAUAUCAGCUUCUCAUUCAACAGAGUGUGUCUAAAAAGUGCUCAUCAAGCAAUAGAAGCUGCAUUUGCAUUAGAUCCUUUGUCCCACAACCUACUCUUUCCUGAAUGCGUCUCUCGGAAGAACAUCCUUAGCCCACCUGCUCUGCUUGAUGCCUAUGAUAAACUCAAUACAAAUGAGUUCAAUUCAGUACGCCGGAUUUUAAGCUUUCGGGGCUCACCACCUUAUCUUCUUGGGGGCGAGCUUGUCGGCACUGAAGUAAAAAGGUCUGUACCUGGACCAAAAGCACCAGCAACUGCAAGAACUGGACUGGUUGUUUGUGAAGCAGUAAUUGAAUUAUAUAAAACCUUUAAAGAGAGUCGGAUUCUUAUAUGUGCACCUACAAAUCACACAUGUGAUGAGCUGACAAUAAGUUUAAGGGAAGUGAUUCCAGACUCAGAUAUGUUUCGAGCCAAUGCUGCAUUUCGUGAGGUAAAAAGGGUACCCGUUGACAUUCUGCUUUCAUGUCCUAUAAAAGAUGAAUGUUUUACAUGUCCUCCACUAGCAAAACUUCGAAAGUUCAAGAUAAUUCUGUCAACUUUUGUGAGUAGCUUUCGACUAUACAACGAAGGUAUACCUGCUGGACAUUUUAGUCAUAUUUUUCUAGUGGAUGCCUCAUCAACCAUAGAGCCAGAAGCAACAAUAGCUUUAGCUAAUUUUGCUAAUGAGAAUACAGCCGUCAUAGUUACUGGUGCACCCAAAGACCGUCCAGGUUGGGUCCGCUCUGACAUCGCUUGGAAUCAUGGAUUGGAGAAGUCAUAUUUUGAAAGACUUCUUGAAUUCAGGCCAUAUAAAACCCUCAAUCCAAUGUUCAUCACAGAGAUGGUCAACUUUGAGGGAUGGUCAAAGGACAUCUAUAAAUAGGUCUGUGUCAUUCUAUUGAAUUUCAUGUUUUGAACUGUUCUUUCAUGAACAGCAAUAUCCACUUGUAUAAAUGCUGCCUCCUUAGUAUCUACCUGUGUUGUGUGUAAACUUUGUCAUGUGUUGUGUGUAUGUAUAUUUAUUACUGCAAAGACCAUCUAUGGUAAAAGUUAGAACCUUUAUUGUCUUC
Quercus lobata is the source of this 2513-nucleotide messenger RNA. RefSeq names its product probable RNA helicase SDE3. The transcript is spliced from 4 exons. The coding region runs from base 293 to 2326 and encodes 677 amino acids. The record is from RefSeq and is a predicted model, not a curated record. NCBI's taxonomy places the organism in Eukaryota, Viridiplantae, Streptophyta, Magnoliopsida, Fagales, Fagaceae.